GCCAUAUAAUUGCUCCUGCCCGUCCUUCCUGUUCCACUUCCGCCGCAUCCAUCUCGCCGCCGAGCACCCAAACCAAACCCUCGCCGGCUUGCCGCAAUCCACUUGCGGUGCGGAUGGGAGCACCCGGCGCCGGCGCUCCACGCAUCUGAUUAGCCGCCCUCAUGGGAUCCAUGGAGAUCACGACUGGAUCCAUGGAGACGGCCCUCAUGAGCGACCUGACGGCCAAGCUCCCCGGCGACGUCCUGGUGGACAUUAUCUCGCGCGUGCCGUACAAGUCCACCCGCUGCUGCAAGUGCGUCUCCACGCGCUGGCGGGACCUCAUCGCCCACCCGGACCACCGGGAGAAGCUUCCCCGAUCGACCCUCGCUGGCUUCUUCUACAGAACCUUCGACAUGGACCGCUGUCAAUAUGAUUCUCAUGGUUACCGAAGCCUCUCAGGGAACUGGUGCCCUAUUGAUGCCUCCCUCUCAUUCCUGCCCAACUACAAGAAGAUUGACUUGUUGGACUGCUGCAAGGGCCUCCUGCUCUGUCGAUGUUCCAAGCCUUAUCCUGAGACACCGGAUUACGUGGUGGGCAAUCCUGCCACUGAGAAAUGGGUAACUGUCCCCGCCAAGGAAUGGUCCUCGGACUCGUAUGCUCGGUUGGGAUUCGACCCGGCCGUCUCCUCCCAUUUCCAUGUGUUCGAGUUGGUACCUGCCGCUGCUUUGAAUGCGAAUUUGAAGUUUGAUUAUAACAUCAAAGAGGUGGGGAUCUACUCGUCCAAAGCUGGAGGUUGGACACAUCAAAUUGAAUGGAACGAUCCAUUUAAGAUAUGCAACUUUUCAGCUGGCACUUUUCUCAGCGGGGUGUUGUAUUUAUGUUCUGAUAAUAAUUUGGUUGCAGCUGUCGUGGAGGGAAACUGUCGUUUCAUUCCUGCUCCUACUUUACAUGAUGCUUGUGGUCGUCAUGAUGUUUAUGUUUCACGAGGACAACUGUAUGUCGCAUAUUAUGGUGCUGCUGAAGCAUCAAUCUGGGUCCUUGAAGAUUCUAGCAGUGAAGAUUAUUGGACCUUGAAGCACAAUGUUAGCUACCUGCAACUGUUCGGUUCAAGAUCUAAGGGACGUUACGGUGUUAUCUCAGUCCACCCAGAAGACGAUGUGAUAUUCAUAACCGUAGAAUCUAAAUCUACAUUAUCGGGGGACCGAUUACAGUUGAAAUUAUUUUCAUAUGAAAUUGAUUCUAAGGAGCUGAAAUUUAUAUGUGAUCUUGGAAGGAUUUCCAGGCGCCCUUAUCUUUCAUAUGUUCCUUUAUUCUCGGAGUCAUUGGCAGAUGAGCAUUAAUGGUCCUGUGUAUUGGAGCUUCACAGUUGUCCACCUUUCUGAUGAUGAUAGUGGAGUGGGAUCUUGAAUAUGAGGAACAGUAAUCUGGUAAGUUGUGAGAAGCUGUUGGUGCUUGUGAAGUCAUGGACUGACUUUAUGCUGCUAGCUAUUCAGUCAAUUUAGUACUCUGCCUGUGUUUUUGUAGUUCUGUACUUAAUCAUGGAUAUGUGCUGUCUCGUUGAAACUAUUAUGAAUAUUUUAAGAUCUGGAUUCUGGUCUCUGUUAUCUCUCUGUUUGUGAAUAAGUUUACAGUAUA
Messenger RNA from Triticum aestivum (bread wheat), 1614 nucleotides. RefSeq lists its product as uncharacterized. Lineage: Eukaryota; Viridiplantae; Streptophyta; Magnoliopsida; Poales; Poaceae. Gene Ontology annotation, molecular function: protein binding. The record is from RefSeq and is a predicted model, not a curated record. The transcript is spliced from 2 exons. Bases 162 to 1319 code for a protein of 385 amino acids.